Lathyrus oleraceus (garden pea) is the source of this 378-nucleotide messenger RNA. RefSeq names its product glycine-rich RNA-binding protein 10-like. The transcript is spliced from 2 exons. Lineage: Eukaryota; Viridiplantae; Streptophyta; Magnoliopsida; Fabales; Fabaceae. The record is from RefSeq and is a predicted model, not a curated record. The coding region runs from base 1 to 378 and encodes 125 amino acids.
AUGGUAAAUGCAGUGGUAGUGGAGGAGAUUAUGGUGGUGCAACAAAUGGUGCUGGUAAAGGAAGUGAAAGUGGGGGAGAUUGUGGUGGUGGAAGAAGUGGUGAUUGUAAAUACAACGGUAAAGAAGGAGAUUGUGGUGGUGGAAGUGGAGGAGGAUAUGGGGAAGGUGGGUGGUGGAAGUGGAGAAGGUGGUGGUAAAUGGGGAGAUUAUGGUGGUGGAACAAAUGGUGGUAAAUGCACUGGUAGUGGAGGAGAUUAUGGUGGUGGAAGUGGUAGCAGUAACGGAGGAAAUUAUGGUUGUGGAGGUAGUGGCCAUGGGUUUGGUGGUGGAAGUAGACGAGACGAUAAUGAAAAUGGAAGAGGUGGUGAAAGCAAAUGA